Molecule: messenger RNA, 1553 nt
Organism: Argentina anserina (silverweed cinquefoil)
Lineage: Eukaryota; Viridiplantae; Streptophyta; Magnoliopsida; Rosales; Rosaceae
Product: transcription factor HHO3-like
Exons: 5
Coding region: 323-1483 (386 amino acids)
Biological process (GO): regulation of DNA-templated transcription
Molecular function (GO): DNA binding; DNA-binding transcription factor activity
Source: RefSeq, a predicted model, not a curated record
UUUGAAAAAACCUCUCUCUUUCUUCUCCAUUUUUCUUGUUUAUAAAAAUCUGGAAGCUUGGGGCUUUCUUGGCUUCCUAUAUAUAAUUUGGCUCCGGCUAAUAGCCAGAUUAUUCCGUUUUCUGAUUCUACUUAGAUCCCAUAUACCCCAAUUUUCCUCUUGUUCGGUUCUAUCUAUGCUUAUUAAGACAACGUACAACACCAACCCUCUUUCCUUAUAACCACAUUUCUACAAUUACACAUCUCAUAUCUGCCUCUGAUUGUAAUUGAAGCAACAAAAGGGCAUAGAGAGUGAACGAUCCGAGACAAACAACAACACAUAAAUGUUAAUGGAUAUCACGGAGGAAAUGCAGGGCUCGAAGCUGGGCUUGUAUGUGAAAGGCUUGGAGGAAGAGAAGCUAAAGAUUCAAGUUUUCCAAAGAGAGCUGCCUCUGUGUUUGGAGCUUGUGACUCAAGCCAUUGAGAGGUGUAAGCAGGAGAUGUCGGAUGGUAGCAUAGAGUAUAGGCACAGGCAAUCCGAGUGUUCGGUGCAGACUUCCAGCGAGGGACACGUGUUUGAGGAGUUUAUUCCAUUGAAGAGGAGGUCAUCGUCUGAUAGUGAUAAUGAUGAGGAAGAGUCUGAUCAUCACCGGGAUAAUGUUAAUGACAAGGAUAAGAGUAAUAGUGGUGACAAGAAAAAAUCAGAUUGGCUUAGAUCUGUUCAGCUCUGGAAUACAACCCCAGAUGAACCCCAAAAAGAGGAAGUGCCUAGGAAGGCUUCAGUGGUGGAGGUUAAGAGAAGUGGGGGUGCUUUUCAUCCUUUCCAAAAGGAGAAAAGCAUUGUGAAGACUAAUGGAGCAGUGGCAAAAUCGCCUGCUUCAGCUCCGGCCACUAGCUCAACUACUGACACUGUCAGCGGUGGCAGCGGGGGUGGAAACAGCAAGAAGGAUGAUAAAGAAGGGCAGAGGAAACAGAGGAGGAACUGGUCGCCGGAGUUGCAUCGCCGGUUCUUGCAUGCCCUUCAACAGCUUGGUGGUUCACACACUGCUACACCUAAGCAAAUUAGGGAGCUAAUGAAGGUCGACGGGCUUACUAAUGAUGAAGUCAAAAGCCAUUUACAGAAAUAUCGUCUACACACUCGUAGGCCAGCUCCAACGAACAAUAACAACAACAGCAGCAAUGCCCAAGCACCACAAUUUGUGGUUGUGGGAGGCAUUUGGGUGCCACCACAAGACUACAAUGCAGCUGUAGCUGCUGCAAACACAGCUUCAGGCGACGCAACCAGGGUUGCUGCUGCAGCCAACGGAAUCUAUGCACCCGUGGCUUCAACACCUUCUACAGUCACCCAAGUGUCCCCAUCAGCAAUGCAUAGACCGCGACCGAAGAAACCAAAGCCCUCUUCUCAUUCGGAAGAAAGGGCUAGUCAUAGCGGUGAAGGUCACGGUCACUCCAACUCCACGGCUACAUCACCCUCCACCCAUACGCCUGCCUCCCCUCCUGUGUAAAGUUUUCAGUAUGAGAAAAUGAUGUAAAAUUUUGUAAUCAGCAUUAUAGAAAGUUAAGUCAUAUUGAUCA